CAUACGUGUGUCUCUUUGCAGCUAUGGGGACCCUGUUGCUGCUUUGUGUUUUGGGGGCUUUUCUCACCUGUCCGUCUAGCGCAGGAUGGGCAGGGAGGGAGUUCGCGCUGUCAUUUAUGCAGAAUUAUGCUCCACGCUAUGAUACUCCUCGCUUUCAGCUAUACAUCACCGCUGUUCAGGCGAAUGCUAAAGUGACAGUGCAAGUGCCUCCCUUAAAUUUCAAGCAAGAAAAAGCUCUAAACGCUGGCGAGGGGGUCACCAUCACUCUCCCCAAUAGUGUUGAGAUGUACGACAGCAAGAAGUCUCCCAAUACGGUGCGCAUCGAAGCCUCGGCAGACAUAACUGUAACCUCCUUCAGCUACAAGCUGUACACGGCAGACACCGCUGUGGUGCAUCCGAUCACUGAAUGGGGCACAGAGUACUUCAUCUUUACACCUGCUGGAAGCCCAUCCGGUUCCUAUAAAGAGUUCUCUGUGACGAAUGGAAAAGAGAGCAACACAGUAGAGAUUAUCCCAAAAGGGCCGAUCAGCUUCCAGCGCCGCGUCUACAACGGUGGCAGCAAAAUGAAAAUCAAUCUGCAGCCGUAUGAGAGCGUCCAGCUCCAGAGCAGGUAUGAACUCACUGGGUCCAGAGUUUCCUCCCAGCACCCUGUCGCUGUGUUCACGGGUCACACAUGCACCUGGAAAUUCUCAAAAUGCAACCACGUGUACGAGCAGCUCAUACCAGUCAGCCGCUGGGGAUCCAGCUUCAUCGUGGCCCCCCUGAGCUUCCAGAAGAAGUACGAUAGUGUCUACCUCCAGGCCUCCCAGCCCACCAAAGUCACUGUUCAAUACAGCAACCGUAAAGAGGAUUUCACUUUGAACCAGGGGCAGACAAAGGAGCUGGAAUCUCGCAGCUCUCAAACGCUGUUCAUUCAGGCUGAUCACGGCAUCCAGGUGCUCAUGCUCUUCAACGGCGUUAGACCAAACUGGAUCAAAUACUACGACCCGUUCUUGAUGACCAUUCUGUCCACAAACCACUUGUGCUCUUCCUACUCACUCGAAGCUCUGGAAGAUUUUGAAAACCAAGCCCUGAUCGUAGCACAAACCAGCGCGACCGCAACGCUGAGGUUAGAUGGUGCAAACUUACCUCGUACCAUGAAUUGGAAAAAGGUUGCAGGGACAGAUUUCUCUUACGCAGAAAUGUCCUACAUACUAAAACCUGGCAACAACAGGCACACUGUGUCCAGCUCUGGUUCCCCUUUUGCUCUCUACAGUAUAGGAGUCAGUCAGAUGAAUGGUUAUGGUGCCCCAGCACAGUGUAUACAGCCAGGCUCUUUGUCCUGUAGUAGUAUCACCUGCAGCCCCGAUGAGGUGUGUGAGAUGAAGGGUGACUAUGCCAGCUGCGUCCCCAAGCCAGAACACAAGCCCGGUACCUGCUGGGCCAUGGGAGACCCUCACUACCGUUCUUUUGAUGGGCGACGCUUUGACUUUAUGGGCACCUGCACGUAUGUCAUUGCUAAAAACUGUGGAAAAGAUGAUGAUCUCCCAGCCUUUGAGGUCCUCGCCCAGAAUGAGAACAGAGGAAGCCUCAGAGUUUCGUAUGUCGGCCUGGUCACAGUGAAGGUGUAUGGCUUCACCAUCACAGUGGCUCGGUCCGAAACGGGUCGCGUGAGGGUUGACAACAGUGUGUCGUGUUUACCGAUAGUCUUGAAAAACGACAAGAUUCACAUGUUUCAAAGCGGCCGCUCCGUGAUCAUUGAGACCGAUUUUGGUCUGGAAGUCAGUUAUGACUGGGAACACUACCUCACGGUGACUCUGUGCGGAAAAUACGUCGGCAAGACUUGUGGCCUGUGUGGGAACUUCAAUGGCAACCCCAGCGAUGACUUCACCACACCCUCUGGCACUCAGGCAGGCGGGCCAGUGGCCUUUGCAAGAAGCUGGAAGGUGCCGGGGUUGGUGAAAGACGAUGCUUGCAGAGAUGACUGUGUGGCUGGGUGUGAUCGCUGUGAAAACAGCCUGAUGAAAAAGUGGGAGGGAGACAUAUUUUGUGGGCUCAUCACACGUAUAGAAAAUGGGCCAUUUAGCAAAUGUCAUGCUGUCGUUGACCCACAAGCAUACCUGGAGAACUGUAAAUAUGAUGUAUGCAUGGGAGGCGGUCUUCGACGUCUCCUUUGCAGUGCACUAGAGGUUUACUCUCUAGCCUGCCAGGCUGCUGGCAUCCAGGUUCAAGACUGGAGGAAAAUAGCACGAUGCCCUGACAGAUGUCCCGCCAACAGCCACUAUGAGCUCUGCGGCAAUGCCUGUCCCGCCACUUGUUCUGAGCCCAACGCUCCCUCAAAAUGCAAACGCAAGUGUGUGGAGACCUGCACUUGCGACACCGGCUUUGUUUUGAGCGGAGAUAAGUGCGUGCCUGCCGAUCAGUGCGGUUGUACCUACGAGGGUCGGUACAUUCCUGCCGGGGAGGAAUUCUGGGCCGACCAAAACUGUCGGCGACGGUGUAAAUGUGUCGCCGGAAGCAGACGCGUUGAGUGCAAGGAUAAAGGCUGCGGGAUGGGGACGAAGUGCCAGGUGGUUGAUGGCAUCAGAGGGUGCCAAGCAGUGUCCCACAGCACCUGCCAGGCAACAGGUGAUCCCCAUUACAAGACCUUUGACAAGAAAAAGUUUGACUUUCAGGGCACUUGUGUGUACCAGCUUGUCGCACUCUGCUCCAAGGACCCAGAGUUAGUGCCCUUUGAAGUGCUGGUGCAGAAUGACCACCGUGGCAGCAAGGCGGUCUCUUACACCAAGUUAGUAGAGAUCAAGGUGUUCUCCCUCAGCCUUGUCAUUACUAAGACACACAAAGGCCUGAUUAUGGUAAACAAUGAGCUGGUUAACCUGCCCUUCACACUAGCUGAAGGAAAGGUAUCUGCGCAAAAGAGCGGCCGCUACGCUGUUGUCACCACAGAUUUUGGCCUCAGAGUCGCCUUUAACUGGGUAAGCGCUGUGUUUGUGACACUGCCAAGCAACUACAUGGGAGCUGUCUGCGGCCUCUGUGGCAACUACAACGGCAAAGCCCAGGACGACCUGACUCCAAAGAAUGGCGACAAAUCCGUCUCACCGGCUAAAUUCGGUGCCAGCUGGCGAGUGGCCGAGAUCCCUGGCUGUGUAGACGGCUGCAAAGGGGCGUGUCCUAGUUGCGACAUUACCCAGAAGGUUAAAUACGAAAAGGAAGAUUUCUGCGGUCUAAUGAGAGACCCCAAAGGACCUUUCCGUGACUGCCACGCCAAGGUGAAUCCAGACGACUUCUUUGAAGACUGCGUUUACGAUGUGUGCUUGUUUAAGGGCAGGAAGGACGUGCUGUGUGACGCUCUUGGAUCGUACACGGCUGUCUGCCAGGAUGCAGGAGCCAAGGUGUACAACUGGAGAACCAAUCAGUUCUGUGCCAUGAAAUGUUCCGCCCACAGCCACUAUGAAGUCUGUGGGACUUCCUGUCCAGCAUCUUGCCGGAGUCUGGCUCCUCCUAAAGGCUGCCAGAAUCGCUGUGAGGAGGGCUGCUCCUGUGAUGAAGGACACAUCCUCAGUGGAGAUAAAUGUGUUCCCCUCUCACAGUGCGGCUGCCUCCACAACGACCGAUACUACCUCGCCGGCCAAGUCUUUUAUCCCAAUGGGAAGUGUGAGGAGGAGUGCAAGUGCACACAAGAUGGAGAGGUUGAGUGCAAAAAGUUCACAUGUGGACCCAAUGAGAAGUGCAAAAUAGAAUAUGGCGUCCAAAAAUGUCACCCCAUUGGUAAGGGUGUCUGCCAGGCCUCCGGCGACCCACAUUAUCGCUCCUUUGAUGGGCGAAGGUUUGAUUUCCAGGGCACCUGUACCUACACACUCUCUGAAAGCUGUGGGCUGGAAGGAACCCACCUGGAGGCCUUUUCAGUCCAGGUGGAGAACGUGAAGUGGGACCGAAUGACGGGCAACAAGGUGGUGUCCGUCACCAAGCUGGUUGCUGUAAAGGUCUUUGACUACACGCUCGUCAUGAAGAGAGACGUGUUUGGAGUUCUGAUAAAUGACGUGUUUAACUUCCUUCCUGUGAAUCUCAAUGAUGGAGAGGUGCUAGUCUACAAAGAAGGAACCAAUUAUGUUAUUAAGACAAACUUCGGACUGCGUGUCACCUAUGACCUGGUCUACCACGUGACGGUUAAAGUACCUGGAAAUUAUCGCGACAAGGUCUGCGGCCUGUGCGGCAACUUCAACGGUGACCAAAAAGAUGACUUCCAGCUGCCCAACCGUCAGCUUACCAACAACGUGAAUGCGUUUGGAAAAUCCUGGAAGGUCACCAUCCCCAAUGUGGUGUGUGAAGAUGGCUGCGAAGGGAGCAACUGUCCUAACUGUGACCCAGCUCGCAUGGCAGUGUUUUCAAAAUCCACUUACUGCGGCAUCAUCACGGCACCCAAAGGUCCUUUUGCAGUCUGCCACAGUAAACUGGACCCAAAGCCAUUCUUUGAGGACUGCGUGUUUGAUGUGUGUGCUUCCAAUGGUGAUGGAAAACUGCUGUGUGACAGCGCGGCAAUGUAUGCAUUGAGCUGUCACAGUGCUGGAGUGGAUAUCAAAAACUGGAGGACGGCCUCCUUCUGUCCCAUGAAAUGCCCCGCCAACAGUCACUAUGAGGCGUGUGCCGAGGCCUGCUCUGCCUCCUGCCCCGGCCUCACAGAGAUCGUCGAGUGCCCCACCUGCUGCACAGAAGGCUGCGCAUGUGAUGCCGGUUUCUUAUUUAACGGAGAGACUUGUGUCAAAGAGACCGAGUGUGGCUGCUACGAGAACGGAAGAAGUUACAAGGCCGGCGAAGUCGUGUACAACGAGGACUGUCACACAAAGUGCACCUGUGAUCCAGAGAAAGGCCUCGUCUGCGAAGAGCACUCCUGCCCUCAGAGCACCAAAUGCAUGGUGAAGAAAGGAAUCAGGGCGUGCUACAACACAGACCCCUGCAAAGACGCCAACUGUCGGGUCAAGGAGACGUGUCGCGUUGAGAAGGGGGAGGCCGUGUGCGUCCCCACGUACACGGGCGUCUGCUGGGCCUGGGGUGAUCCGCACUACCACACGUUUGAUGGCUACAACUUUAACUUCCAGGGCACCUGCAAGUACGUCAUCUCCAAGACCUGUGGCGACACGGACGGUCUGGUUCCCUUCUCGAUUGCUGAGAGGAAUGACAACCGAGGAAACACAGCGGUUUCCUACGUCAGAGAGGUGGAUGUGUCCGUGUAUGGGUUCACCAUCACCAUCCAGAGGAACCAAGUUGGCAAAGUGACGGUGAACGGAGAGCUGCUGAAUCUUCCUGUACAACUGGGUGAAGUGGCAGUGGUUCUUAGAGGAAACACUGCGGUGGUAGAGACAAACUUCGGCCUGGUCGUCUCCUACGACUACAACUGGUAUCUCGUCAUCAGGCUUCCCAGCAGCUACUACGGCUCAGUCUGCGGUCUGUGCGGCAACUUCAACGGCAACGGCCGCGAUGAACUCCAGAAUCCGGCUGGCAAAGCCGUCUCUUCGGUGAUAGACUGGGGCAAGAGCUGGAAAACCCCCGACCAGGACAAGGACCACCCUUGCUCGGACACCUGUGAGAAAAACUGCCCCACCUGUGACGGUAACACGCGUAAACUCUAUCAGACUGAAGCUUUCUGCGGGGCCCUCACAGCCAAAACCAACAGCGUGUUCCAGAAAUGCCACGGAAAAGUGGACCCCCAGGCUUUCAUGGACGAUUGUGUGUUCGAUAUGUGUCUCAAUAAGGGCGACAAAAAGAUGCUGUGCCAGGCGUUGGCCACCUACAGUGUGACGUGUCGUGAGGCGGGAGUAACAAUCACGGGCUGGAGGGAAAAGUUUGGCUGUUCAAUGAACUGCCAGCGUCACAGCCACUUUGAAGACUGUGCGAGCCCGUGCCAGCCAUCUUGCCCGUUCCCUGAGCAGAAACAGGCCUGCAAGGGUGCCUGCGUGGAGAGCUGCGUGUGCGAUAAGGGUUACGUCCUCAGCGCCGGCGUCUGCGUUCCCGCUAAAACGUGCGGUUGCUCCUAUCAGGGCCGCUACUACAAGCCGGGCGAGCACUUCUGGGCUGAUGAGGUCUGCGGUCGCCUCUGUGAGUGCGAUUCCACCCUGGGCAUGGUGACGUGCCGAGAGGCCUCUUGCUCUGCCAAAGAGAAAUGCACCAUGGUGGACGGAGUGCGCGCCUGCCGACCCAUCAGUCACGCCACGUGCACCGCCUCGGGCGACCCGCACUACCGCUCCUUCGACGGCCGCAAGUUCGACUUCCAAGGCACGUGUGUGUAUCAGCUGGUGGGACUGUGCUCGGAGCAGCCCGGGCUGGUGCCGUUCAAGGUGACCGUGCAGAACGACCACCGGGGAAGCAAAGCCGUGUCCUACACGAGGACCGUCAAGUUCUCCAUCUAUGACAUCACUCUCACCAUCAGCAGAGAAUACCCCUACAAGGUCUUGCUUAAUGGGCAGCUUGCCUCGCUUCCGCUGGAUUACAACAAUGAGCUGGCCGUGUUUCUCAGCGGCCGGACGGCUGUAGUGGAGACAGUCGCCGGGAUCACCGUGACCUUUGACUGGCGGAGCACAGUGAGCGUCAACCUGCCCAGCAACUACCAGGAUGCAGUCUGCGGUCUGUGUGGCAACUACAAUGGGAAAGCUCAGGACGACCUGACCAUGCGGGACGGCCAGGUGGCCCCCAACGGAGCCAAGCUGGGGGAGAGCUGGCAGGUGGGCUUUGUACGGGGCUGUUCAGCAGGCUGCCAGGGGGCAUGGUGCCAGGCUUGCUCAGAGUCCCAGAGGAAAGAGUACCAAGCCAUGAAGUACUGUGGCGUUAUUGCUGACAAAGCCGGGCCUUUCAAAGACUGUCAUAAGCAUGUGGACCCUACUCCCUACCUGGAGGACUGUGCUUAUGAUGUUUGCCAGUAUCGUGGGCACCAUGGAUCGGUGUGUGAGGCUGUAGAAGUGUAUGUCGCCGCAUGUCAGAGCCAAGGAGUCACCAUCAGCUCCUGGAGAAGCGACAACUUCUGUCCGAUGGCGUGUCCCGCUAACAGCCACUACGCCCUGUGCGCCACUGGUUGCCCGGCCACUUGUGCCAGCUUAACCUCCCUCACCACCUGCCACAGACACUGCGUAGAAUCCUGCGAGUGCGAUCAAGGCUACCUGCUCAGUGGAGACUCCUGCGUCCCCGUUAGAGACUGUGGAUGCUCCUAUGACGGUCAGUACUACAGGAAAGGAGACGUCUUCUACCCUGAAGACAAGUGCGUGGAGCAAUGUGUCUGUGGAGAGAACGGGGCUGUGACCUGCCAAAAGGCCAAGUGCCGUACAGGAGAAAUCUGUAAACUUGUGAACGGAGUGAAAGGCUGCCACCCGGAGGGGCAGGCAAAGUGUGUGGCUUCUGGUGACCCUCAUUACAUUUCUUUCGAUGGACGGAGGUUCGACUUCCAGGGCACCUGUGUUUACGUGUUGGCAAAGGAUUGCGAUGAUGACAAAGGCCAUCUGACGCCGUUCACUGUUACUCAGGGAAAUGAGAAGUAUGGAAACGGCAAAGUGGCUGUCACCAAGUCGGUCGGGGUAGAAGUCUAUGGUUACGUCAUUUACAUCCAGCAGGGGAUGCCGUGGAAAGUCCUUGUGGAUGAUGAACUCUUAAACCUCCCGCUCUCCCUGGAAAACAGGCGUCUCAGAGUCACCCAGGAAGGCCGCAACAUAAUUGUCCGAACAGACUUUGGCCUGACGGUCCUCUACGACACCGUCUACUACGUCCAGGUGAUCGUUCCUUCUACAUACCAGGGCAAGAUGUGCGGCCUUUGCGGCAAUUACAACAAAAAAGGUAGCGAUGAUUUCAGACUUCCUGACGGCAAGCAAACGAAAAGCGUCGACGACUUUGGGAAGGCGUGGGUGGUGGACCUGCCUGGGUUUGUGUGCGGCGGCUGCGGAGGGCAGUGCCCAGUGUGUGACAAGGCCAAGGCUGCUUUGUACGGAAAAGCCGACUCCUGCGGCAUCAUGAGUGCACCUAAUGGGCCUUUCAAAGCCUGCCACAGCAAAAUCGACCCAGCAGCAUACGUGUCUCAUUGUGUGUUUGAUGUCUGUGCUGCGGGUGGCAGCAAAGAUUCUCUGUGCAACAGCGUGCAGGCCUACGCUGUGGCCUGCCAGAGCGAAGGAGCUGAAAUCCAGCAAUGGAGGAGCCGCUCCUUCUGCCCUACUUCCUGCCCACCACACAGCCACUACGAGGUGUGUGCGGACACCUGCGGCGGGACGUGUGUCAGCUUUAUCUCUCCGUUCACUUGCACUGAAAGCUGUUUUGAAGGGUGCCAGUGUGACGCCGGCUUUAUUUUUGAUGGCACCAAGUGCGUUGCCCUGGACAACUGUGGGUGUGUGCACAAGGGCAGAUAUCUGACGGUGGGCCAAGCAGCGGUGUGCAAAGAAUGUAAGACUAAGUGUGUGUGCCAGGCCCCUGGGCUGGUAAAAUGUGAGAAGCUGUCCUGCACCAGCGGGGAGGUUUGCAGCGUAAGAGACGGGGUCAGGGGUUGCCAUGUCAAACGGGGCCAUUGCACCGUCAGCCCAGUUGGACAUCUGAGAUCCUUUGAUGGAGUCUCUGGAGCCAUAGGAGCUCAGGGGGCAUUUGAAGUGGCCAAGCUGUGCGAUGAGACCUCUGAGCUGUGGUUCCGUGUGGUUGUGGACGUCAGGAUCUGCAGCAAAGGAGGCGCUCCCAUUGUUGACACUGUGUAUGUGUACCUCAAGGAAGCUGUCGUGGCAGUAAACAGCCAAAAGGAAACCUGGGUAAAUGGCAGAAAAGUGUCUCUUCCCAGCAAAGUGACGAGCAAACUAUUCGUCCAGAUCUCGGAGAGGACCAUGAUCAUCGAGUGGACGUCUGCUGUGCGGGUCACCUACUCCAUCUCACAGGAGGUCAGCGUCAUUAUUGACAGCAGCCUGUCUGGCAAAAUGUGCGGCGCCUGCGGCAACUACAAUAACAACUCCAAAGAUGAUAUGAGGACCGCGGAUGGGAAAACCACCACCGAUGUGUCCGUAGUCGUUGCCUCCUGGAGCGCCGGAGACUUUUCUAGAUGCGGCCUGUAGAGAUGUCGGCUCUGCGCUGAUAGGAGCAUCUGGUGCACAGAACAGGAUGUUUACAGUCCCGCUCAUUAUACUCCCUCUUUUAAAAAAAAUGGUUUUUGGUGGUUUCCUGGCGAUCUGGUGCUCUAUUGUUCACUUUGGAGAUGCAGAAACAUGUAGCUCAUUCUUGACCAACAUCUCCAUCUAGUGGAGGAGGGAAUUAUGUCGUCUCCGGCUAAGAAUGAAAAGUCUGGAGCCUCAUAUCUGUCUUACUAUACUUUUUAAAUGUGUGUAUUUUACUAUAUAUGCUCUUUUUGCUGUUCUGACUACUGAAUAAACAUGUUUUCACAACAAA
Stegastes partitus (bicolor damselfish) is the source of this 9372-nucleotide messenger RNA. RefSeq names its product Fc gamma binding protein (gene fcgbp). The transcript is spliced from 23 exons. The record is from RefSeq and is a predicted model, not a curated record. Bases 24 to 9041 code for a protein of 3005 amino acids. Lineage: Eukaryota; Metazoa; Chordata; Actinopteri; Pomacentridae. Gene Ontology annotation, molecular function: protein binding. Gene Ontology annotation, cellular component: extracellular matrix.